Haliotis rubra (blacklip abalone) is the source of this 1020-nucleotide messenger RNA. Its product is annotated as coiled-coil domain-containing protein 152-like. The coding region runs from base 35 to 865 and encodes 276 amino acids. The transcript has 8 exons. The record is from RefSeq and is a predicted model, not a curated record. Lineage: Eukaryota; Metazoa; Mollusca; Gastropoda; Lepetellida; Haliotidae.
CUAGCAGACGACGCAUUUCAGGUGCCCUAACAUAAUGUCCAUGAACCAAGGCCUGUUGAAGGACAGCAGUCAGAUCAAACACUUGAACACAGAAACACUCUUGCAUUCGUUUGAUCGAUGGCAUACAAGCUUCCAAAGUGUCCUGAAGGAACACAAUGAGCUGAGAGAAGACAUUGGGGCAGCUGCUCUGGAGAGACAUCGAUUGACUGACGCAAAUCAGAAAAUGAAAAAUGAACUCGAUGCUGUUCACGAAAUGGUCAAGAGCUCCAGCAAUCAUCUGGAAAGAAUUUGUACUUUGGAAGACGAGAACAGAGAACUCAGCCUACAAUCAACAGAGAUGGAGGUGGCACUAGAAACUCUACAGAAGCAACUAUCAGAGGAGAAGCAGACCCACAUCCAGGCUCUGCAGCAAACGAAGGAAGAUGUGGAAGAAAGGAUGGCCAAGAUUAACGAAAGGCUCAAGACAGAAGCCUCAAUUGAACGUGAGUUGCUGCAGCGUCAGGUGUCCGACCGCGAGAGGGACUUAGAGGAGGCGGAGGACAACCUGAAGCAACUCCAGAACAGCAAAGAUGCAGAACUGUCCAGGGUCUCUUUGGAGUAUGAAGGAAAGCUGGCCCGACUGCAGCGUCAAAAGGCAUUGAGCAACCAGAACCAGACGUCUUCCGCCAACAGUGACAUCUUCAGAAAGAAACUUCAAAACAUGAAGAACGAGUACGAGACAGAGUUGUCCCGCCUGAGACAGACGAUUGCAGGGUUGGAACAGAGGCUUGCAGAGACCACCAAUCUGCAGACGGGGAGUGUCUUCCAACAGACCCAAUGGCAGAGGCAGACAAUGUCCAUGGGAAAGAGGAAACGAACAGCAUAGCACAUUGUAUAUAUAGCUACGUUUGUAAUUGCACUUCAAAUAGGUCAGUUCAACUGAUGUGGAGCUGGAUAUAGAAACUAAACAGGCGAAUGAAUGACAAUCAGUGUUGGGAAAAGAAAAUUACUCUGAUGGGGAAUUCAACAUCUGUACCAACA